CUACACAAGAAAGAGUGACGAAAUACACACACAUACGUAGGCACGCGCUGCUCAACGUCACAGUAUACGCGGUGUACACAGUAGAACAUUGUGAAUACGUUUAUAUAAAAGCUUCUCGUUUGUAUCAUCGUCUUUUGUUUGUUUAAAAAAUGGGGAAAGCUGACUUCCUUAGUCCUAAAGCUAUUAGUAAUCGUAUUAAAUCGAAAGGGCUGCAGAAGUUGCGGUGGUACUGUCAGAUGUGUCAGAAACAGUGUCGAGAUGAAAAUGGGUUUAAAUGCCACUGCAUGUCUGAGUCUCACCAGAGGCAGUUACUGCUGGCCUCAGAAAAUCCCAAUCAGUUUAUGGACUACUUUUCAGACGAGUUCAAGAGCGACUUUUUGGAGCUGCUAAGACGACGUUUUGGAACCAAACGAGUUCACAACAAUAUCAUAUAUAAUGAGUACAUCAGUAAUCGGGAACACGUUCACAUGAACUCGACUCAGUGGGAGACUCUUACAGAAUUUACCAAAUGGCUGGGGAGAGAAGGUUUUUGCAAAGUGGACGAAACGCCCAAAGGCUGGUACGUCCAGUACAUCGACCGUGACCCAGAAACGAUCCGCAAACAGGAAGAGCAGGAGAGGAAGAAGAAGCAGGAUCUGGACGAUGAAGAGCGAAGCGCCAAGUUCAUUGAAGAACAAGUGCGACGAGGCCGAGAGGGCAAAGAACCGGAGGAGCCUGUAUUCACUGAACUAAAACGGGAUAAUGAAGAAGAGAAAGUUUCCUUCACCUUGGCUGCCGGCUGCUCUUCUUCAGGCCCAGCCAAAGCAAGCACAUCUCUGGUUUCCAAUGCCCUUAAAUCAUCAGCAUCUGGCAAAAGAAAAGAUGCCUCUCACAGCGCCGACUCCAAGGAGAAAAAGAAGAAAUCAGCUCUUGACGAGAUCAUGGAGAUGGAGGCGAAGAAAAAGAAAUCUGUGAAGUUGGACAACUGGAUUCGGCCAGACAUAGUGGUCAAGGUCGUCACCAAGAGGCUGGGAGACAAGUACUACAAGAAGAAAGCGGUUAUUCGGGAGGUGCAGGAUAAAUACACAGCUAUAGUCAAGCUGAUCGACUCAGGAGACAAACUCAAACUAGACCAAAGCCACCUGGAGACAGUGAUCCCAGCACCGGGUAAACGAGUUAUUAUUGUAAACGGACCGUAUCGGGACAUGGAGGCCAUCUUAGAAGGCAUAGAUGAACAGAAAUUCUCUGCUCAACUCACAAUAGACUCGGGUGCGCUGAAGGGAAAGAGAGUGGAUGGGAUUCCAUAUGAAGAUUUCUCCAAGGAAGCAUGAUUUCUUUUCUCCACGGCAGUCCUUUUCCCUGCAUUCUCUACUGUGUCAGAGCGUUUAUCAGGGACACACACAUUCCUGCAUCUCUUUUCACUGAGGACAUAAAUCGAGCUACAUGAAAAAAAAAAAACAGUCUUGAGCAGCAAGUUAAAUUUUUUCUUCGAUUUUUUUUAAUAAGAGAAGUCACAUGAGGAUUGUCUGUGAUUAAAGAGUAUGUGUUUGUAAAUACAGAAUGUAGCUGAAUGGAUUCACACUUGUACUAAUACAGAAGACGCCAGGAUUGUAUGAACAAUGUAAACUCCACACUGUUAAAUUAUAUUCCUCAUUGAUUUCAGUCUACUAGAAAUAAAGCACCGCCUGUUGUUUCUA
Messenger RNA from Clarias gariepinus (North African catfish), 1676 nucleotides. RefSeq names its product DNA/RNA-binding protein KIN17-like. The record is from RefSeq and is a predicted model, not a curated record. Gene Ontology annotation, biological process: DNA replication; DNA damage response. The transcript is spliced from 11 exons. Bases 150 to 1310 code for a protein of 386 amino acids. NCBI's taxonomy places the organism in Eukaryota, Metazoa, Chordata, Actinopteri, Siluriformes, Clariidae. Gene Ontology annotation, cellular component: nucleus. Gene Ontology annotation, molecular function: double-stranded DNA binding.